Molecule: messenger RNA, 325 nt
Organism: Paramuricea clavata
Lineage: Eukaryota; Metazoa; Cnidaria; Anthozoa; Malacalcyonacea; Plexauridae
Source: the annotation of a GenBank genome assembly
CGACAAUAUGGCGCGAAGAGAUACUACAAAUAUAGCUGAAAUAGUACGAAGAGUUGUGAGUUCAAUAAAUAGUCUUGAUUCAAGUACAACAAAUGCAGCAACUCUUCAAAACAUGGAGACUGUAAGCCGCAAUCCAAGUUCAAGGACACCUGGACAAGAAGUCAACGACGCUUUUCGUCUCCCAAGGACAAGUAGUACAAAUGAAUCUCAAGAAACUAUUACCCCUCGAUCGAGAAAUGGGCGAUUCACACCUUAUAGCGGUAGAAAGAAAGAGAAAAAAGCAAAAGAGAAAAAGGUUUCAAGUUCUCAACUAGAUUUUACAUAG